Messenger RNA from Thamnophis sirtalis, 105 nucleotides. The record is from RefSeq and is a predicted model, not a curated record. Lineage: Eukaryota; Metazoa; Chordata; Lepidosauria; Squamata; Natricidae.
GGCACAGCUGAUGCUGAGAGAGCCUUGGCGGUAGCCAAACUUGUAGAGGAUGAUGUUGCUGGCAUCGAUGUCAACAUGGGAUGCCCCAAAGAGUAUUCCACAAAG